Messenger RNA from Alternaria arborescens, 831 nucleotides. RefSeq lists its product as hypothetical. The coding region runs from base 1 to 831 and encodes 276 amino acids. Gene Ontology annotation, molecular function: DNA-binding transcription activator activity, RNA polymerase II-specific. NCBI's taxonomy places the organism in Eukaryota, Fungi, Ascomycota, Dothideomycetes, Pleosporales, Pleosporaceae. The record is from RefSeq and is a predicted model, not a curated record. Gene Ontology annotation, biological process: regulation of transcription by RNA polymerase II. The transcript has a single exon.
AUGGAGCUCUUUCGCGACUACACAGUUGAGCAAGCUCUGCAACACACUUAUCUAAUGGAUAUCGUUCUCGCAUUUACGUCCCUGCACAGCGCGAGCAAAGCAUCAGAGGCCAGCACUGUACACGAGCAUGUCGCCGCCGCCCUCCACUACCAAAAUCGAAGUAUAACCGAGUUCAACGAAACACAGUCGCUCGUCAAGAUAUCGGAAGAGAGCUUCGAUCCUGUUUGCCUCAUGACUUCUCUCCACACAGUGACCACACUGGUUGCAGCUCUGACACCUGCAACUCCGGGCGAGCAGUUGGAACCAAUAGUCGAAAUAGUAAAGCGUGUCAGGACGUACGCGCUAUGCUUGAUGGACAUGGUUAAAGGGCAUCGCGUCUGGGCUGAAAAAAGUGAGCUUAAACGAAUUACCGACAGCCCUACUGUACUACGAAUCGAGGAAGGCCAUUCGUUCUCGGCGGACCAGAUGCGGGAGUUGACUGAUGCUAUACUGGCGAAUAUCGAUCUUGACGAUAGUGAGACCCCAUUCUUCCGUACUACACUAGAGCAACUGGAGAAGUCAUACGCUAACAACAAUGGGCGUUCGGUCAUCUCUUGGCUGGUGUUGGUGGAGCCUAUUUUCUUUCAGAAAGCUGAAUUGGGAGAAACUGCAGCUUUGGUAAUAUUGGCAUGCUGGGGUACACUCAGUGUUAUUCUGGAGGAUAUAUGGUGGUCAAAGUAUGCUGGCAGGAGAAUUGUGGAGGAACUUUCUUCCCAGUUCAAUGGCUGUGAUAGCCGCUGGAAUGGAAUCAUGCAAUGGUGUUACAAGCAAGCAAGAAUACAUGGGUUGUAG